This is a messenger RNA of Onychostoma macrolepis, 1872 nucleotides long. RefSeq names its product zinc finger, AN1-type domain 1 (gene zfand1). Gene Ontology annotation, molecular function: zinc ion binding. The transcript is spliced from 8 exons. Lineage: Eukaryota; Metazoa; Chordata; Actinopteri; Cypriniformes; Cyprinidae. Bases 387 to 1196 code for a protein of 269 amino acids. Gene Ontology annotation, biological process: cytoplasmic stress granule disassembly. The record is from RefSeq and is a predicted model, not a curated record. Gene Ontology annotation, cellular component: cytoplasm; cytoplasmic stress granule.
GUAUCCGGAGUGUUUUCAAUGACUCUGCUCAUUUUGACUACAUAAAUAAGCUAUUGUGACGCGUCAAUCGACGAUAUCUAUGAUAUAGAUAUCUAAAUGGUGUUUUAAUUAGUUAAAUCAAAUUUAGAGAUAUCUUGAAUCGGAUUGUUUUUAUAGUUCAAUAAUAACUGCAAACAUCUCUAAAUAUCAUUGACUAGUCAAAUUGUAACUAUAUAAAAUAUUAAUGCAUAGUCAGACAACAGAUUUACAUAACAAUUUAGCCUCCCAUAAGUACAGUAUCUCCCAAUAAUAUAUCUACCAUCUCUCUGACAUGGGAGAGACAAUUUUGAGAUUUUUAUUUUUCAAAGAGACUUUUAUGUUGAAAUUAUUGUGUGACGUCAUUUACAAUGGCUGAACUAGAUAUUGGAAAACAUUGUGAAAUUAAAUCUUGCAAACAAAAAGACUUUCUACCAUUCGUAUGCAGCAGCUGUUCUGGAGUGUUUUGUUUGGAACACAGAAGCUGGGACUCCCACUCUUGUCCAAAGGUGCUGUUGAAGAAAGAGAUUGGGUCUGGGGGAAGCACAUCAUAUCCAUGUAGCUUUGAGGAUUGCAAAGGGAAAGAGCUGCUGCCUGUCAUCUGCCCACACUGUGAAAAACACUUCUGUCUCACACAUAGGCAUCAGGAUGACCAUAAGUGUGAAAAACUGGAGACUCCAAAGCCUCGCAUGGCUGCAACACAGGAGCUGGUUCAGAAGAUAGUAGAGUCAAAGAAGAAUGCACCACCAAGUAAAGGCAGAAAAGGAGCAAAAAACGCUGCAACCGCUGCAAAAGUUGCUCUGAUGAAGCUUAAAAUGCAUGCGUCAGGAGAUAAAGGCCUGCCACAGACAGAACGGACGUAUUUCCAGGUGUUUCUGCCAAAAUUAGCUAAAGACCCUAGUUUGCCCAUGUUCUUCUGCUCUAAGUGGAGUGUUGGCAAAGUAGUGGACUUUGCUGCAUCUCAGGCCAGUCUGAAAAACAACAACAACGUGUUCACAGCUAAGAAACUGCGAUUGUGUCACCCUGAGACCGGUGAAGCCUUUAAGAUGGACGCUAGCCUCCAGUCACUGCUCUCCAAUACAGACUGUCCCCUGCACAACGGAGGCAACGUCAUUCUGGAGUAUCUGGAUAAUGAGAGCUCUGGACUGGAUGAUGUGACAGCCUAUGUAUCUUCCUCCUAAAGAAAAUCCCACAACCAUUCAGCAGAGGUUUAUAGUAAAAUAGUUUGAGGAAAGUAGGAAACAAAGGGUGUCAGAUUGGACUAUGUCUAUUGUAAAUAUAUUCCACCUAUUAAUUGCUUAUUUUUAUUAAAUGGGUCAGUGGUAUGAUGCUUUUUCUUUUGUCCUAUUUAUUAAUUUAUUCAAAAAUAUAUGAAAAGCCUUGAAUACAGUUUUUUUUCUGUGAAUUAAAAUGUAUUUUGAUGCUUAAAAGAGGGGCAUAAAUACGUUUUAUGACAUAGCAAGGUUAAUGUCAUGUAGCACAACUCUUCAAAAACUUAAUGAUAUUUAAGUAAUUAUAUAAAGAAAAAAAAUUAGACUAGUGAUAAAAAAUGAUUAUCAUGUGUACAGUUACUUUAUGUAAGGAAAAUCUAUUUUCUUUUUACUUCAAAUCUUAAAUUCUAGGAAAGAAUUUGGCUUCCACGUUUAAGCCAUGAGAGAAAUGGUACAUUGCUGUCAGGAAGAAAUUAUGUACUUAUGUAUUCUUCUCUCACCAUUUGAAGCCAUUAAGCAGGAUUUGACACAUUGAUGCGUCCCCUAAUUGCCUCAAAUGUCUGAAGGCAGUCAAAGACAGAUGUUUUCCUUUAUGAAUUUUCUUUGUGGAAAAGGUUUUUUUCCACAUACUGAAAUACUAUAUACA